AUGGCUAACACCAAUCGCCCAACGACGCGAUCGUUACGGAGCAACACAACCAUCAGAGGAGCUUUCCGCUCAACAAUCGUUCAACAGAACUCGAAACAGAAUCUUAGAACCUCAGGACAAUACGGACUUGGCUUGUCCGGAUAUCCCCCUUUUUCUGCUGGACUCCAAAUUGCUACUUCAUUUUCAAAGGAUCCCGAUAUUGAAAGGGCUCUUCUUCGUGUUCCACGAUUUCGUACAAAUUCAGUGACCGGCGUUUUGACUGCCCGCGUCAAGCCCAACCGAGUUCACGACUGCCACCAUGAUCGGGCUGUCAGAGACCUGUACCGUAUGGGCAGCACAGGGUUUCUGGUAGCUGCAGAAAUGGAUGAUCUUAAGGUACAGGCUGGAACAUCUUUUGACGGGUUUGCGGCUCCAAUCGAAGGUGAGCUGCAAGUGCAUGGAAGGGGUCCCGCUGGCAACAUCGUCUUGCUGCAAACAGAAGUAGGUUCAACCGUUCUAUAUAUUCCCCACACCAACAACUCGGGGUGCGACACUCGGUCAAUACCUAUCGCCGGGGGACAGCUCUUCGACUCCCGCGUCUUUAAUGGCAGAAAUCCACACGAUAUCUAUAAUAUCUCCGUCUCGAAUUUACGUACAAAAGCCGCUGGGUCGAUUGGAGCAAUGGGUUUUGUCCCUACGUAG
Messenger RNA from Histoplasma capsulatum G186AR, 681 nucleotides. RefSeq lists its product as uncharacterized. The record is from RefSeq and is a predicted model, not a curated record. Bases 1 to 681 code for a protein of 226 amino acids. The transcript is spliced from 5 exons. NCBI's taxonomy places the organism in Eukaryota, Fungi, Ascomycota, Eurotiomycetes, Onygenales, Ajellomycetaceae.